AUGGAAGAUUCUGUUACACUGAAAUCUAUUCAAACUGACUCAACUAGCACAACAAACUUGUCUGAAGAUUUUUCUCGACCAUCCUACGGAGACCCACUGACUCCUCCGCCAACAAUCCGCAAGUCAUGGUACGUCAAAAUGCAGAAUCGACUCGCCACUCUAGCUGUCUUUAUUUUUGUCUUCUGCAUCGUCAUUUCAAUCAUCUUGAUCCUGGCUAGCUGGCAUAAAAUCUGA
Molecule: messenger RNA, 234 nt
Organism: Caenorhabditis remanei
Lineage: Eukaryota; Metazoa; Nematoda; Chromadorea; Rhabditida; Rhabditidae
Exons: 3
Coding region: 1-234 (77 amino acids)
Source: RefSeq, a predicted model, not a curated record